UGAUUAUUAAUGUAUCAAAGGUAAAUUAGUCUAUACAAUGAAUUAUAUUUUGCAAUCAAGUAUUAUAUCAAACAUGAAAAAUAAUUGGGCUCUUCGACACGACUAAUUUUUUCUAGCACAUUCAAAAAAAAUUGUACAUACAUAAAUUUAGAAUUAUAUUAUAUUACUUGUUCUCGCAAUAACUAAAGCAACAAUGUCUAGAAGAGGAGGUGGAAAUAAUAAUAAUUUGAACUCGUCUGUAGUAUAUUUGGGUCAAGUACCCUAUGAUUGGGAUGUGGCCACUGUUAAAUCAGUAGUUUGUGGUUCGGGUAAUGUGGUGGAUGUAAGAUUAGGAUUCGAUUAUGCUGGUAAGAAUAAAGGAUUUUGCUUUGUUGAAUAUCUUAAUCCAUCAGAAGCUCAAAGAGCUUUACCAUUCUUAACUCAAAUAAAGUUAUUUAAUCAAUCGAAUAAAGGUCAAUUUAAGAAAUUAAAAGUUGAAUUAUCCAAAGAAGGAUUUUUAAAAUCAAACUCUCCAUCGGAAGCAAAAACUGUACUUCACCUUGAUAGAAAUAAUUUACCUAGUUAUGUUCAACUUCCUCAAGAUAUGUUAGGUGGAAUACCACCCCAACAGAAUCCAUUAGGUUAUUCAAGACUGUCAAAUUCUCCUGCUCCCCAAAAUAUUUAUAGUCCUAGAACCAAUCAAUCCCAAAUACAAGGCCAAGGUCAAGGUCAACCACAAUCACAAAUUCAAAGUCAAUUACAAUCAAAACCAAAUGCUGGACCUUUACCUCAAAUACCGGCUAAGAUUUUAAGUGCUACUAAGCAUUUACCUCAACCUCAACAAUUACCGUUUGACAAAUCAUCUGAUAUUAAUCAAGUGUUAAGUAAAGUACCACCAGCACAGUUAAUUGAAUUAAUUGCUACGUUAAAGAACAUAUUGAAUUCUGGAGAUGAGAAUAAAGCAUUUGAAAUAUUAAAUUAUGGUCCUGAUAUUCUGUCAGCAGUUGCUCAAGCAUUGUUAUUAAUGGGAUUUAUUGAUAAUGAUGUCAUUAGUAGUGCCAAAGAUGCUCCUGCUAGACCUCCACAAAAUCAACCCAUACAGCCUCAACAACAAUAUCAAGCACCAUCAUUACAAAGUUUCAUUCCACCACCACCACCACCACCCCAACAACAGCAACAACAGCAACCUAUAAUGAAUAAUCAGUAUAAUAAUGGUCCACCAAAUUUACUGAUUGAUGCUCAAGCUAAAUUAAUGUCUGAUCAAAUGCCAAUUGCCCAAGUUUUAGCAUUGUCUCAAGAUCAAAUAGAUAAGUUAGGUCCGCAAGAAAAGGAGUUAUUAAAUUACUUAAGGUCUCAGUAUAAAACCUAAAUUUAAGAUCAUGAUCGGUUAGAUAAUUAUCCCGCUAUAUAUAGCUUGCUCUAAUAUAAAUAUAAAUAUA
Molecule: messenger RNA, 1418 nt
Organism: Scheffersomyces coipomensis
Lineage: Eukaryota; Fungi; Ascomycota; Pichiomycetes; Serinales; Debaryomycetaceae
Product: cleavage polyadenylation factor subunit
Exons: 1
Coding region: 194-1348 (384 amino acids)
Biological process (GO): mRNA 3'-end processing
Cellular component (GO): mRNA cleavage and polyadenylation specificity factor complex
Molecular function (GO): mRNA binding
Source: RefSeq, a predicted model, not a curated record